UCACAGUUUGGCAGCAUAACAGAGGAGUACAACAGGCCGGAUAUGAUAUAUGGUUUUAGCCCUUAUUACAUUCAUUCUAUAACUCCUCUUUCCCUUGCAGAAUGUCUUUGCCCAACUCAGAGAACGCCUCCACCCUGGAGAACGCCAUGCAGCUCAUGAUCCAGACCUUCCACAAGUACUCUGGAAAUGAAGGCGACAAGUACACACUGAGCCGGGCUGAGCUCAAAGAAAUGCUGACCUCUGAGCUGGGGAACUACCUCGGGAACGCUCAAGAUAAGGAAGCAGUGGACAAAGUGAUGGGAGACCUUGACUCCAACAAUGACGGGGAGGUGGAUUUCACAGAGUUCAUCAUAUUGGUGGGCGCGCUUACCGUGGCAUGCAAUGACUUCUUCCUGGAAUUCAACGAUAAGACUGAGAAGAAAAAGUGAGAACCUCAUGACCACACUUUUAACAUCUACAUUCCGGGGGAGGACAUGACAGGAGAGAAGAGCCGUGUGCAACAAGCUGUCAUAGACUUCACAUGCAUUCAUUCAUAAACACACAGUCACACACAUAAGCUUAUCAUUGGAGUGUUAUAUGAUUGGUGUGUGUUAGCAGCGAUUUACAUGUUGUCAUUGACUAUGUAGAAUCAUCAUUUCUUGUUCUUUUCAUUGUAACAUGUCUGAGUAGGAAAUGACCCCUGGCAGAAUA
This is a messenger RNA of Synchiropus splendidus (mandarinfish), 690 nucleotides long. It is a transcript of the gene s100t, whose product is annotated as S100 calcium binding protein T. The coding region runs from base 102 to 428 and encodes 108 amino acids. Gene Ontology annotation, molecular function: transition metal ion binding; calcium ion binding. The transcript is spliced from 2 exons. The record is from RefSeq and is a predicted model, not a curated record. NCBI's taxonomy places the organism in Eukaryota, Metazoa, Chordata, Actinopteri, Syngnathiformes, Callionymidae.